This is a messenger RNA of Stylonychia lemnae, 969 nucleotides long. Lineage: Eukaryota; Ciliophora; Spirotrichea; Sporadotrichida; Oxytrichidae. The record is from the annotation of a GenBank genome assembly.
AUGAGCCUCCCAUAUUUGGAGGACUUGUAAAAAACGAGUACUGAAACUUCAUUGCAAAUAUUCUACUACUACACACUGCUAGGUGAUUAUCCGUGCUUCAUUGCAAUAAUAGGAGUUAUCAUGAUUUUCGAGCCAAGUAAAAUAUAAUCAAUGAAUGGCGUGACCUACCUCUGUACUACUCUUUGGUUAAUGAAUUCUAUGAAAAUGCUUUAUCAUGAAAAAAGACCAUACUUUGAUAAUGAAAUCAUAGUACCAUAUGGCUCUUGCUCUGUUGAAUAUGGCAAUCCAAGUGGGCAUUCUAUGUUUUCCUGUGGUUUAAGCAUGUUUUUAUAUUUAAAUUUUGUUUAUUCAAACUCCAAGAGAGAUUUUUACAUUAAACUCCUAAAAAGAAUAGCAAAUGAAAAAUUUACUCAGGAUGAAAUCAAGAUGUGCGUUAUCUUUUCAACAGUAUUGGUUAUAUUCGCUGUUAUUUCCUAAGUUUGGAUCUACCUCUAUAUAGAAGAUAGAUAUCCCUAUGAUUAAGCUUGGAUUGAUUUAGUGAUAAAAAAAUGCCCCAAUAUUUCUAGAACAUCACCUAUUUUUAAUGAUGUAUCAUUGCUGAACAGUUUUGUAUGCAUCAUUAACUAUACUGCCUUUUUGGGACUAUUGUACAAAAGACAUUUAUUUGGCCUAAUAACUGAGCAAAUUUAUUUCACUUCAAUCAUAAAAACUGCGCACAGAAUAUUGCUUUAUAUUAUUGCAAGUUCCCCAGCAUUGAUUCUUAACUAUUUACUGAAAUUCGAUUCAUUUAUUUUAACUUUGCUGGUGAGAUUUACAAUCAGCUUAUAUGCAGGCUUUGGAUUAUUUUUCAUUGCUUUUUAUCUACAAUAUAAACUAAGAGUGCUAAAUACUGAGGCUCAUUAGAAAUAUUAGGAACUUUCAUAGCCUUUAAUGGAUGAUAAAUUUGGCAACUAGUUGGUGGAUUUCUGA